UUGAACCGGAGCUCCCACCGAGCCUGCUCGGUCGAUCUAGCCGUUCAAGGUUGCGCGUGGAUCUAACCGGGUGCGGAGAUUGCGUGAGGCCGUGAGAUUAAGAUGGCCUCAAAUUUUGCCACUCGGUACAAAAAAGAUCUGAGCAUUGAGACACUCAAGACGAAACUUGUGCGCCGAAAGUCCAUGUUUCAAAAAGAGAGUAGGCACAAGGAAUUUAAUAAGGGCAGACAAUUUGGACUAGUUGAUGUGAAUACGCAGCCAUCAAGAGACAAAGCUCUUUCUCAGCUGGAAGAAAGAAGCAAAAGGUGCUUGCCAAAGCCAAAUCUUGCAGCCAAGACUCGUGAACAAGAGCGCCUGGAAAUGCUUCAGCGCUACAAAGCUGAAAAAGAACUUCGCAAGCUUAAAGAUCAGAGAGACAAACCCAUUUUUAAAUGUGGACAAUUCAAACCGGAGGUCCCUGCUUUUCUCUCAAAAGCAUCACAGAUCCCAGUAUUGAACAAAUCAAAGGAGAAAGAAGCUCCAGCUGUAAUGCGAGUAACAAGGUCAAAGUCAAAAAAACAAUUGCCAGAACCAAGGAGGCCACAGCUCUCAACGAUUGCGUCUAGCUAUACCAGCAAGGGCUACAGUCUGCAGAUAGCUCAGCAUGAACAGAAGCAGAUCUACAUAGACAAACCUUCCAAAAAAGAGAGUAGAGAGGUGCAGUCUGCCAUCUCAGGAACCACACGUGGAAGAAUGACAAGAGCAGCAGCAGCAGCCAAGUCCAAAAUACCACAAAUAUCACAACCAAAUAUAACUUCAAGUGAUCUGCCACAGAAAAGAGUUACAAUUAAAGGAAAGCAGCAAAAAGAGAUAAUGAAGAAAGAGACAACACAGGUAGCACACAGUACGAAUCAAGAUAUUCUAGUGGACCAAAAGAAAGAAGAGGUGAAGCUUCAACCGGCUGCAAGCAGUGAACAGAAUAAGGCCUUCCUUGAGAAAGAAAACGUGCCAGCACCCCCAAAAAGAAGCCGUUCGUUUGCCCCUCAGAAUUUUGUCUUUAAGCCUCCCGAAGGCUUGACCACCUAUAAGGUGAAACCAAUGACCCCUUCCAGGGCAAAUGUGUUCUUAUCACCCAAUCUUUCAUGGAGCCCCUCAGAAACAACCAAUGAAGUCUACAAAGAAGAAGCACAAAAUUAUGAUCCACAGUUGUCCCCUAACCCAGAAGUGACAAAGGAAGCCACUGAAGGACACCAAUAUGCCCUGGAUUUAUUGGAAGAAGUUAUAGCAGAACGUGUGCCCAAUGAAAUGAGGGAUAAUGUUGCUUUUGAAAGUGAGAGCAGUGAGCAGCAACCAAGCUUACUAGUAACUGAAAUAUCAGAGCCAACAACAAAGCUCCAGCAUGAUGUGCCCUAUUUCAGAAACAUUCUUCAGUCUGAGACAGAGAGGCUGGCGUCGCUUUGUCUUGAAUGGGAUGAAACUGUUGAAAUGGAUAUUCCGGAGGAGGCAAAAGAUCUUGUCCGCACAACCGUUGGGCAAACCAGACUGUUGGUGGCAGAGAGAUUCAAACAGUUUGAAGGGCUGAUAGAUAACUGUGAAUUCAGACGUGGAGAGAAAGAGACAAUGUGUGCAGAUCUGGAUGGAUUCUGGGAUAUGGUGAACUUUCAAGUAGAAGACAUAAACAAAAAAUUUGUGACCUUGAAGAAGCUUCGGGUGAAUGGGUGGCAAAUGGUGGAUGAUGCUCAGGCCCAAAGACCUGCCAAGAAAAAGCCCAUCCUUCGAAGAACCACCAAAGCAGCAGGGGGGUCUGCUGAAAGGAGAGCAGCCAGAAAACGUCUUGCAGCUGUAAAAGCAGCCAUGAAGAACAAGAAAAAAGAAGGGUUGGCAGUAGAGGCUUCAGGCCAAGGAACACCCAAAGAAGCAGAACGGAUAUUUGAUGGAGGUUUUUUCCAAAUUGAAUCUCCUGCUAAACCUUUUCCAGGCUGGACUCCUAAAUCCACCAGCAGGAUUUCCCGACGGAUGACCCCAAGGUCUGCCAGUAAGGCUUUGAUUCAGAGUUGUGCGGAGAUCUGUGUUUUGAGACAAGGCACACCUAGUACGUCCAAAGCGAUUCCUCCUUUUCCAGAUCCGAAGGCAUUCUCAGAUCCUGCUGGAAGUGACCACCUUGGCUCCACAUCUGAACAAAGUGGCACUCAAGCAACAGAGGAACUAUGUGCCAUAACAGACAUGGCAGAAAUAGCAACUGAUGCACAAACAGCCAGCUGCGACAAGCGCUCAUCCUCGAGGGACAUGGAUGUUUUGGAUUCUGCUAAUUACCAAUUUAAAAAUGAAGUUUCAGAAAUUGGAGAUGAGAUGAAACACACCACUGCAGAUGAGGUCAAACAGGGUGUUCUCAGUCCUACAGAGGAUUCUCAGGCUGCAGAAACUUGUGAUCAAAAUGAAGUACGGCAUACACCAGAAUGCUCUCUUCUCAGUUUCUCCAGUGAUGAUGGAAUCCUUGAUCUCCAGCCAAAUCUGGAUGCCAGUUCUUUCUUCACUCCUCUGAGGAACAAGGCUGAAAAAAGUGUGUCAGCUGAUUCAUGCAACGACCUUAUUGUAUUCUCACCUCUUCCUCUCCCAGACAAGGAGAAAUAAGUUAAAUUAUAUUUAAAAACUUCAUAUGCACACUUAAUUAAUGGGUGCAAAAAGAAUAUAAGAUUUCUUUUCAUAAGUUUUAGUUCCAUUAAUAUACUGAACUGUCAUUUCAAAAGUAUACUUCUGCUAGAGAGAAUCUGAAUUAUAGGAUGUUGUGUGGUCUGUAUCUGUUGAAUAUCCAUCUUUAGUGGAACUGGACUUGAGGAAAACUGUUCUGAAUUGGCUUGACUAUACCACUGGUAAAAUAGUUCGGAUCUCAAACCUAAAUAGUUGCUUGUCAUUAAGUGUGGUAAUGGGUGGGAGAGAGAGGGGGGGAAAAAAGUAUCUUAAUUAUUUGGCUGCUGCAUUUUAAAUGUCUAUUUUCUUUAAUCUUAAUAAUCAAACUUAUACUUCAAUGUAUAACCACAAUUAUUAAAGUUCUGUAAACUAGAUUAUUCUCUCAUCUAUGUGGUGAUUUGUACCUGCCUUCUAUCUGAAUUUUUUUAGCAUUCUUUCCUCAGCCACUGCCUCUCAGAUUUAUUUUUAAAUCAGGGUAAUUAAGUAAAAAAAUAUAAAUUUAAAUAAUUGCUUUAAAUCAAGUUCUCCACCGAUACUAUUUCUAAAACAGUUGUGUAGAUCUGAUCACUGAAUCAUAACUGAGUAGUAAGCUGGUUCACACAUGAUAUUAAGUCAUGAUUAGUAUUGCUAUCACCCAGCCAAUUAAACUAAGUUAUAAACCAAAUGUGGACAGCUCUGUUAAGCCUCGGAGAGUUACAAGGCAUGCCUGGUAAUACUGUACACUGAUGUCACUGAAUGAAGGGGAUGAAAAAUGUUGGCCUUUAAGAGGAGCUUAAACCAAAAUCUUUCUUUUAAGUCCCAUGUUUUGUAUCUGAUUUUUGCAUAAAAUGACCUGCUGAAAAUCACCAAUUUUCCUGUCAAAUUUCAGCUCUCUGACAAUGCUGUGAGGAUUCCAAAAUAGGGUUUGGAUGGGAGGACACACACAUCUGGCCAAUCAGUUACCUAUAUCAGUUAUAAACCUUGGUUCACAAACUGCUAACUGCGGCUAAUUUUACACAACAGACUAAGCCUGAAGCAAUCCAUGGCUUAGUGCAAUUGUGAAUCAAGCCAAAUAUGUCCAUCCGAUAUGAGAGGCAGCAACUUAAGAGACUGAGGCACGGAGACUUCUUCCCAUGCUUUUGAUAGCCUUUUCCUGGAGACUGGUGAAUGCGCUUGAUAGUCUUGGCAUCAGAGCAGGUAUGUCCUAUCCUCUAGGCCAGUGUUUCUCAACCUUGGCAACUUUAAGACGUGUGGACUACAACUCCCAGAAUUCUCCAGCCAGCAUUCUGGGAAUUGAAGUCCACACCUCUUAAAGAUGCCAAGGCUGAGAAACAAUUCUUCAUUACCAGUGCUUACAGUCCUUCUGUGUGGCCCAAAAAGGUAAAAAGCUACAGCAAAAACAUACAUCUGUGUAAUCAUACUAUAUGGAGAAUGUCACUGAAACAAGCCAAUCUUGGAAUGCUUGAAAAAUGAAUGAAAG
This is a messenger RNA of Python bivittatus (Burmese python), 4126 nucleotides long. It is a transcript of the gene DLGAP5, whose product is annotated as DLG associated protein 5. Lineage: Eukaryota; Metazoa; Chordata; Lepidosauria; Squamata; Pythonidae. Gene Ontology annotation, biological process: kinetochore assembly; centrosome localization; chromosome segregation. The record is from RefSeq and is a predicted model, not a curated record. Gene Ontology annotation, cellular component: spindle pole centrosome; nucleus; cytoplasm. Gene Ontology annotation, molecular function: microtubule binding.